Messenger RNA from Bursaphelenchus xylophilus (pine wood nematode), 3409 nucleotides. The record is from the annotation of a GenBank genome assembly. NCBI's taxonomy places the organism in Eukaryota, Metazoa, Nematoda, Chromadorea, Rhabditida, Aphelenchoididae.
AUGGACUGGCGGCAAUGGACUAGCCUGUUCCGGCCCAGGCGAUUUUCUCGUGUCUUCUUGGGGAUUGUGGCCAUCCUGGGCGUUGUCAACUUUGUUCCAUAUUUGUAUUCAAGUAGUUCUCAAUGUAAAUACACGGAAGAGUAGGUUUUCAGUUUAUUUUCUGUUCAGGGAAGGUUCUUGGUUUAUUAACUUCGUUUAUUAAAAAUGUUUUUGCUUCAGAGACAUGAUUGACUUUUGUCUGAAGCCAAAUAAAUGGGGAGGAUUCAAAGAUCGUCUGAGAGAACAACAACGGAUAUUUGCGUCGAUCAGAGCUGAACAUCAAGAGCUUAUCCAAAAGUUGGGCGAGGCAACCGCGCAAUUAGAAGAACUGCAACGAAGAAUUCCGCUGAAGAGUACGUUUUCUUUAAUUUUAAUUGGUUUGUCUUUUAGAGGAUGAAAUCUCCAGGCUGGAAUUCAAGAUUGAGGAACUGAAACUGAUCCAACGGGACUUGAAAGAUCGUCGGAGUGUUAAAAUCGAGCUUCCGAAACCUCCAAUAGGCCUUAAAUCAACUUUGCGUUCUGAUACUGCGUCACAAAACCUUACACACGACGGUUAUUCCACUUUCUGGUCGUUGGAGAACUCUUUCGACUUCAGCAGAUGUUCCAUUGCCUCCCGGUUUCCUGUUUUCUUUUAUCCGUCAUCAAGUUCUGAGUUAAAGUUUCUUUCUGCAAACCUAAUGGCAUCCCCGUAUCGAACAACCAAUUCGUCGCAAGCAUGUAUUUUUGUGAAGAUCCUUGAGGACGGUGAAGAUGUCUCAAAAUUGGAUUAUUGGGGAGACCACGGAAGAAAUCAUCUUCUUAUUCUUCAUGGAACUGCAAAGAACUUGGAUCACUUUGGUGCUGCUGCCAUCGUAUCCCAAUUCUUUGACCAGUAGGUUUAUUUUUUUUUGAACAUUCCGUCGGAAUUUUUAAAUAUUUUUCCUGGUUUCCGUUCAUGUUUGUUUGACAUUUCAGAGGAAUAUUUCGCGAUUUUGAUCAAGAGCUCUAUUUGAGGACGGCCGAUAUUGUUGAUUUUCACGACCUUCCUGCUCUUUUACCGGAAAAGAUUACUGUAAGUUGCUAAUUGUCAUGUGUAAUAUAAAAUGUUCCUACGUUUUAAUCGUUCAUUUAGUACCUUCUCUCUUAUCAAAUUGGAAGCGACAAGUUGUCGAACAUGAUCAAAGAAGAUUUGAAAAGCCUGGAGAAAUCUGGUAAAUCAUCAAUGGAUCAGAUGUUCAUUGAUUUUGAUUGCACAGUGCGAAAGGACGAAGGAUUAUGUGGAGAUUAUGAUGAAAGGCGUAAGAUUGUUGUGGAUUUGAUAAAUAUGUGAUUUAUUUUCCAGGAGCAAUUGCUCAGCAAUCAACUUUUGCCUUGAUUUUUGAUGACCAGCCUUCAUUUUCUCGGCGGUUUUAUGAAUCACUCAAGUUUGGAUCCAUCCCAGUGAUCAUAAAAACGGGACGAAGGAGAUGUCAUCUCCCUUUUGACGGAUACAUUGAUUGGAGGAUGGCCUCCUUAUCGGUUCCAGAAGCUCGUUUUCUUGAGCUCCACUUUAUUUUAAGAAGUUUUGAAUUGGAAGAUUUGCUCGAGAUGAAGAGAAAAGGGCGGUUUUAUUUGGAAAACUACCUUCUGAAUAGCAAGGGUAAGCUGAUUUUAAAGGAUUUAAAUGAUAAUGUUUUUUAAGUUAUUGUGAAUACUCUAUUAUCGUAUCUUCGGCAUCGACUUUUGAUCCCCGGACUUCAAGCAAAAACUGUGGCUGAUGUGGAGAGCUCAGAACCAGUACUUACUUACCCGGCCCCAUCAACCAGACCCCCAUAUGAUGAUGAAUUCCUAGGGCCAGUUGAACCACCGUAUAACUCCCCAGCCUAUAAUCACAACUUUUCGGCAAUUACAAUGGUAAUUAUGCUAUGCUUGAUGUUUUAUAUUAUAAUGAUGAUUUGGUUAUGCUUUUGUGUUUUUAAUAGAUGCUGCUUUUUAGUACGGCUCCCGGUUAUGGAACGAACUCCCAUCCCAAGUCCAUUCAUCCCCUGAAUUCCUCACAAUUUCAUCGCCAUUACCUUCAGAUGUGGAGUUCAGCGAGCAUCUGAGUGCCGGGAUGAGACCAAUCGGGCCUGGAUCUGGUUCCAGCUUCAGUCAGAGCCUUGGGGGAAAUAGAAUCAGAGAGCAGUUUACGGGUAAGUUAGUACAUAUUAGUUUGUCGUAAUUGAUUCGGAAAACAAGGUCUUAUCAAAUAUAAUCUUCUCUAUUAAACCACUGUUGCAGCCGUAAUCCAGACAUAUAAUCGAGAUUCUGUUCUCAACACCACACUUGCCGAUCUGAACCGACUUCCCUAUUUGAAUAAAGUGAUCGUAGUUUGGAAUAAUAUGGACCGAUCUCCAGACCCCCUUCUUUGGCCCAAGCUUCAUUGCCCCAUCGUGUUCGUCAAGCCCAUACAGAACUCGUUGAAUAAUCGUUUCAUGCCCUUGGAACACAUCAAAACCGAAGCCGUUUUAAUGUUGGAUGAUGACAUCGAACUAAAACAACACGAGAUUGUAUUUGCAUUCAAAAGUGUGUGGAGAGAGAAUCGUGAUAGAUUGGUCGGAUUUCCUGCAAGAUAUCAUUGCAGAUACGACGACAAUCAGGUGUAUUACAACUCUAAUCACACUUGUCAAUACAGUCUGAUAUUGACUGGGGCCGCAUUUAUUCAUAAGGUAAGGUAAUACUUGCUUUGGAUGUUAUUAAAGAGGUAUUGGAUAUUCUAAGUAACAAUGUGGAUAAUUUGGAUAUUCAUUUGUAGGAGUACCUUCGAAUGUACAAUGAAAUGAUGCCUGAAAUGGUCAAGGAUAAGGUCGAUGAGUGGAUGAACUGCGAAGAUUUAGCCAUGAACUUUUUGAUCGCUCAUUUGACAAGGAAACCCCCAAUGAAAGUGACUAACAAAUGGACAUUGAGGUGGGAUAUUAAUCAUUGGGAAAUACAGCAUCUUGUCUCUCCUUCUAUAAUAUAAUAUUUCAGAUGUCCAACAUGCGAAGAUUCCCUGUUCAAACAUGAAAAUCAUUACAAUCGACGUCAUGAUUGUAUCAGGCUAUUCACCAAAAUAUUUGGAUACAAUCCGUUGCUAUACACUCAGUUCCGGGCUGACUCUGUUCUUUUUAAAACCCGCGUUCCCGCUGAACAUUCCAAGUGCUUUAGGUAUGUGUAACCCACUCAAUUUGUACAUUCUGCUCAGUCUAAAGGAGUCUCCUAUUAUUUUUAUUUUUUUGCAUUGCUAUCAUUCUCAUUGUCACUGCCUUAUCGGUACUACUACCUACACCUUACAUCUCCUUUUUCUAGCCAUAUCUCUUCCAAAUACCGGGUAAUUAUCUCAUACUUCAGCUAUGAAAUUAAUAAACAGUCUUUUGAACAUGACCAAAAUUAA